Messenger RNA from Dioscorea cayenensis subsp. rotundata (Guinea yam), 324 nucleotides. RefSeq names its product dirigent protein 1-like. Lineage: Eukaryota; Viridiplantae; Streptophyta; Magnoliopsida; Dioscoreales; Dioscoreaceae. The transcript has a single exon. The coding region runs from base 1 to 324 and encodes 107 amino acids. The record is from RefSeq and is a predicted model, not a curated record.
AUGGCCACCUUCUCUAACUCCAUCCUCCUCCUCCUCCUCAUCCUCUUCUCCUCCGGCACCGGAAAGCUCACUGGCGAGCCCACCGGCACAAAGAAAACACGUCUCCACUUCUUCUCCCACGACACCAUCCACCAUCUCUCUUCUCCGGCGACCACCAUCAUCCAACCACUCAUCACCAUGCAACCAACAACAAACACAGAGAAUUCGCUCUUCGGAAACAUAGCCGUCGUCGAUGACCCUCUCACCGACGGCCCAGACCCAACAUCAAAGAUGAUCGGAAGAGCUCAAGGAAUGUCCAUAUUCUCUCUCCAGCAACGCCGAUGA